This is a messenger RNA of Phyllotreta striolata, 1053 nucleotides long. The record is from the annotation of a GenBank genome assembly. NCBI's taxonomy places the organism in Eukaryota, Metazoa, Arthropoda, Insecta, Coleoptera, Chrysomelidae.
AUUCUGACUUUCGCCUUCGUGAAAAUUGUGUGUGUAUUUUUCAGUCAAUUUACUUCCGUUAAAAAGAUUUUAAGAAGCCAUGGCUCGUACGAAGCAGACAGCGCGUAAAUCGACGGGAGGAAAAGCGCCCCGUAAACAACUGGCCACCAAAGCCGCGAGGAAAUCCGCCCCAUCGACCGGAGGUGUGAAAAAACCCCAUCGUUACCGUCCCGGUACAGUCGCCCUGAGAGAAAUCAGGAGAUACCAGAAAUCCACCGAAUUGCUCAUCAGAAAACUGCCUUUCCAACGAUUAGUCAGAGAAAUCGCCCAGGACUUCAAGACAGAUCUCCGUUUCCAGUCUGCGGCUAUCGGUGCUCUACAAGAAGCGAGCGAAGCAUACUUGGUGGGUCUGUUCGAAGACACGAACUUGUGCGCCAUUCACGCCAAGAGAGUCACAAUCAUGCCUAAAGACAUCCAGUUAGCUCGCCGGAUCAGAGGAGAGCGAGCUUAGAUUAUCCGACAAUGUCGUUCAACACCAUUCGUUCAUUGUGUAGGUUUUCUAACGUUUUGCAGUCGACGUGUUAUAUUUGGUAAAUUGUGCAUUUUUGGUUGGCAUCACUUACAAAUUGCCGUUUGCUAUAUAAUUUUGAAUCAACUUUUCACAUCUUUCGAUGUCCAUUACAUUUAGAGGUUCAUAAGUUAUAUAUUGACGUAUUGAAUGAAUAGGUGUCUGUAGUUUUUAAGUUAUUUUCAUAAGAUAUGUAUGUGUUUAUAAUAUAUUUGUUUAGUUAAUCCUUUUUUGUAGUACAGGUAACCGAUAAUAUGGGUAAUCACGGUUUGGGGUUUUAUGUGUUAAGUGCUUUCAUAUCUUGUAAGGAUAGUAAUAUAAUUUAGUAAAAUUUUGAAAAAGUUAAGUGUAUCGAAAGAAGUAAAAUGAUUCUUAGAAGAAGAAAAAUAGAUAAAUAGAAGAACUUGGCACGUAAAUUAAUGAUCGUGAUUACCAUAAUAUGGGUAAUCCGUAAUUUUUUUGUAGAACAUGUAACCUAAUAAACUUAAAUAAAUCUUUACUGAUAA